UAUAAAACACCAACCGCCAUUUUUUUAACUCCAUCCGAGGUCUGCUUCUCCGCCUCGAAGGUUCAAAGAAUCAAUCACUCUUCCCUCUCUUUCCAAGCUCAGCAGGAUAAAAAGUUGAGGAAAAGAGAAAAUGUCUUCGGCUAUGAAAGGAAUAGUUAUAAGGAGUACGGCAGAUGUAUGUAAGCAGGGGCUAUUCAAGGGAAAGUACACGGAUCAUCAUCAUUUCUUUGAUCUCGUUAGAGAGAACCGUUCAUUUCUUGGUGCGAGGCCAAGGUGUGUCCGUCGUCUUGGAGUUGCUCGUUGCGUCACCGAAGAAUAUCCCCGUAGUAACGGAAAGAAGUUGUCGAGUUCGAAACAGAGGAAGGUUGAGACGGUGGCGGAAGCCAUACUUACGCCGGUGUCUGAUCCAACACGGACUAUGGAGAAGAGAGUAUUUACUUUUGGAAAAGGAAGGAGUGAAGGCCAUAAGGGCAUGAAGUCCCUGUUAGGGGGGAAAGGAGCAAACCUGGCAGAGAUGUCCAGCAUUGGGUUAUCAGUUCCACCUGGACUUACCAUAUCAACAGAAGCAUGCCAGGAGUAUCAGCAGAAUGGGAAGAAGCUACCAGAAGGCCUGUGGGAGGAGAUAUUGGAAGGCUCGAAGAGUGUGGAAGAAGACAUGGGUUGUAUCCUUGGUGACCCGGCAAAGCCACUUCUCCUCUCUGUUCGCUCUGGUGCUGCGAUCUCGAUGCCUGGUAUGAUGGACACUGUCCUUAACCUUGGACUGAAUGAUGAAGUGGUUGCUGGUUUGGCCGCAAAAAGUGGGGAGCGUUUCGCUUAUGACUCUUAUCGACGUUUCCUCGAUAUGUUUGGAGAUGUGGUAAUGGGUAUUCCACACUCAUUGUUUGAGGAGAAGCUAGAGAAAAUGAAGGAAGCAAAAGGAGCUACACUCGACACUGAUCUAACAGCAUCUGAUCUCAAAGAGCUCGUAGAACAGUACAAGAAUGUUUAUGUAGAAGCCAAGGGUGAAAAGUUCCCUUCAGAUCCAAAGAAGCAGUUGUUGUUGUCCGUUAAGGCAGUUUUUGAUUCUUGGGACAGCCCAAGGGCCAUGAAGUAUAGAAGCAUCAAUCAGAUAAUUGGUUUAAAGGGAACAGCAGUAAAUAUUCAAACCAUGGUGUUUGGAAACAUGGGAAAUACUUCAGGGACGGGGGUUUUAUUCACUAGAAAUCCAAGCACUGGAGAAAAGAAACUCUAUGGAGAAUUCCUAGUAAAUGCUCAGGGAGAGGAUGUUGUUGCGGGAAUUAGAACACCAGAAGAAUUGGACACAAUGAAAAGUUACAUGCCUGAGGCUUACAAAGAGCUUGUGCAGAACUGUGAGAUUCUUGAGCGACAUUACAAGGAUAUGAUGGAUAUUGAGUUCACAGUUCAAGAAAAUAGGUUAUGGAUGCUGCAAUGUCGAUCUGGAAAGCGUACUGGUAAAGGUGCAGUAAAGAUAGCUGUAGACAUGGUUAAUGAAGGACUUGUUGAUAAACGUGCUGCAAUUAAGAUGGUGGAACCACAACAUCUUGACCAGCUUCUUCAUCCACAGUUUGAGGACCCUUCUGCUUACAAAGACAAAGUGGUUGCCACGGGGUUACCUGCUUCUCCUGGAGCAGCAGUGGGGCAGAUUGUGUUCAGUGCUGAUGAUGCUGAAGAAUGGCAUGCACAAGGAAAGAGUCCCAUCUUGGUAAGGACAGAAACCAGUCCGGAGGAUGUUGGAGGUAUGCAUGCGGCUGCUGGGAUUUUGACAGCUAGAGGUGGAAUGACAUCUCAUGCAGCUGUUGUAGCACGUGGAUGGGGAAAGUGUUGUGUUUCUGGCUGUUCAGAUAUUCGUGUGAAUGAUGCUGAGAAGGUUCUCACAGUUGGAGACAUGGUGAUCAAAGAAGGAGAAUGGUUUUCACUAAAUGGUUCUACUGGUGAAGUGAUUCUAGGAAAACAGCCGCUAGCUCCUCCAGCAUUAAGUCGUGAUUUAGAAACCUUUAUGUCUUGGGCUGAUGAAAUUAGGCGCCUUAAGGUAAUGGCAAAUGCUGACACACCUGAAGAUGCACUAACAGCGAGAAAUAAUGGUGCUCAAGGGAUUGGCCUUUGUAGGACAGAACACAUGUUCUUUGCUUCAGAUGAGAGGAUAAAGGCUGUCAGAAAGAUGAUAAUGGCAGUAACACCAGAACAGAGGAAAGCAGCUCUUAACCUCUUACUUCCUUAUCAGAGAUCUGACUUUGAGGGAAUUUUCCGUGCAAUGGAUGGCCUUCCAGUAACUAUCCGAUUGUUAGACCCUCCACUUCAUGAAUUUCUUCCCGAAGGUGACCUAGAACAGAUAGUAAGUGAGUUAACUUCAGAGACCGGCACGACCGAAGAUGAAGUUUUCUCAAGAAUUGAAAAGUUAUCAGAAGUGAAUCCCAUGCUUGGUUUCCGUGGCUGCAGGCUGGGGAUAUCGUAUCCUGAACUAACUGAGAUGCAGGCGCGUGCAAUCUUUCAGGCUGCUGUCUCAAUGAGCAACCAAGGAGUUAAAGUUCUUCCUGAGAUAAUGGUUCCCCUUGUUGGAACCCCUCAGGAACUUGGUCAUCAAGUCAGUUUAAUACGGAGUAUUGCAGAGAAAGUGUUCUCUGAGAUGGGUUCUUCCUUAAGCUAUAAGGUGGGGACAAUGAUUGAAAUCCCCAGAGCUGCCUUAGUUGCUGAUGAGAUUGCAAAGGAAGCCGAAUUCUUCUCCUUUGGAACCAACGAUCUUACUCAAAUGACAUUUGGGUAUAGCCGAGAUGAUGUUGGCAAAUUUCUUCCCAUAUACCUAUCCAAAGGCAUUCUUCAAAGCGAUCCAUUUGAGGUACUUGAUCAGAAAGGUGUUGGCCAACUCAUCAAAAUUGCCACAGAAAAGGGUCGUGGAGCUAGGCCUAGCUUGAAGGUUGGAAUUUGUGGAGAGCAUGGAGGGGAGCCUUCUUCUGUUGCCUUCUUUGCAGAAGCUGGAUUGGACUAUGUUUCAUGCUCUCCAUUCAGGGUUCCAAUUGCAAGGCUAGCAGCAGCUCAAGUUGCCAUCUGAAAAGAAGAUCUUGAGAGCUACCAAGCAACUCCAUGUCGGAUGAAAUUCUGUAACUUUCCUAUGCUCUUGUAAAUAAAUUUCUUGCAACCGUAUUGCUGUCAUAUUAAAAGGCCUAAAAAGUAAAGUACCAUGAACAUAUGAUUAUACAAAAGUGUAAAUACUGAAUAACAGUCAGCUCCUAUGAUAUUGACACGAGUUGGAGCCGAGACUUGAGAAUUACAAGAAAAAGCUCAGCAGGCCUAUAUCUUCUAAUUCUGUCUUUGUAAGCUCAAUAGCAUGUAAAAUAGGAUGGCUUGUUAUUUUGUACAAGUAAACUAUACAUGUUCUUAUCAUAAACAUUUAGGUCACAAACUAACAUGUUCUUAUAAUUA
This is a messenger RNA of Theobroma cacao (cacao), 3417 nucleotides long. Its product is annotated as pyruvate, phosphate dikinase, chloroplastic. The record is from RefSeq and is a predicted model, not a curated record. Lineage: Eukaryota; Viridiplantae; Streptophyta; Magnoliopsida; Malvales; Malvaceae. Gene Ontology annotation, biological process: pyruvate metabolic process; phosphorylation. Gene Ontology annotation, molecular function: ATP binding; kinase activity; pyruvate, phosphate dikinase activity.